UUCCGUCUGUUUUGAGUUGUGUUAACAACAUCACACAGUUGAUGUCGGAAUUGACUUAGGAAUUAAGUCAGAGCAAUGAAAGCCUUGUUCCGAUUCAAGUCCUGCUCUUUUGAUCCAACCCGAAGGAACCAACUCGUUUCUUUCUCGGGUUUUUCAAAGUCAUCGAAAUCUAAUAAACCCCGUGAGAACCCAUCGAAGAUCCAAGCAGAAGCCACUGCAAUUACCUCACUUUUCAACGAGAUUACUGAGAUUUUAGGAUCGGAUGUUGUCAAAACAAAUGAGACUACGCGGCUCAGAUCCCAUGAUGACUCAGGACCUGUCUGUGGUAAUAGAGCAUUAGUUUCUUGCACGCAAGGUGUUCGUGAAAAUGCUGCAUUGGGAUUUUCAGGCGAGAAUGAAGAGGCUCAGAAAGGUCUUCUUCAAGAAGUCGACGUUUAUCAGAUUACUAGUGUCAUUAGGGCAGACGACGAUGUAGUUUCCAUGGAGGAUAGGUUAGAGAAAUUGUGUUUUCGGUUUGAACCAAAAAUAGUGGAGAAUGUACUGAAGAGGUGCUUCAAGGUUCCUCAUUUGGCUCGGAGGUUCUUUGACUGGGUGAAAGACAAAGAUGGUUUUUCACAUAGAGUUGGAAUAUAUAACACCAUGUUAAGCAUAGCUGGGGAAGCAAGGGAUCUCGAUAUGGUAGACGAACUGGUUAAAGAAAUGGAGAAGAACGCUUGUGAUAAGGAUAUUAGGACAUGGACUAUUCUUAUUUCAGUGUACGGGAAAGCAAAAAAGAUAGGAAAAGGGCUGCUAGUUUUUGAGAAGAUGAGGAAAAGUGGUUUCGAACUCGAUGCUGCAGCUUACGAUAUCAUGAUUAGGUCUCUAUGCAUCGCCGGAAGAGGUGAUCUUGCGCUUGAAUUCUAUAAGGAGAUGAUGGAAAAGGGUAUCACUUUUGGAUUGAGAACCUACAAGAUGUUACUGGAUUGCAUAACGCAAUCAGAGAAAGUUGAUGUAGUCCAGUCCAUUGUAGAUGACAUGGUCAGGAUAUGUGAGAUAUCAGAGCAUGAUGCUUUUGGUUAUUUGCUCAAGAGUUUUUGUGUUUCCGGUAAGAUAAAAGAAGCGCUGGAACUGAUCCGCGAGCUAAAAAACAAGGAAGUGUGCCUAGACGCUAAACAUUUUGAGAUUUUGGUUAAAGGACUUUGUAGAGCCAAUAGAAUGGUAGAUGCUCUAGAAAUUGUCGAUAUAAUGAAGAGAAGGAAACUGGAUGACUCAAAUGUCUAUGGGAUCAUUAUCAGUGGGUAUCUCAGACAAAACAAUGUUUCUAAAGCACUUGAACAGUUUGAGGUUAUAAAAAAUUCAGGGAAAACACUUAGAGUUUCUACAUACACUGAGAUUAUGCAACACCUUUUCAAGUUGAAACAGUUUGAAAAGGGUUGCAAUUUAUUCAGUGAGAUGAUAGAGAACGGAAUUGAGCCUGACAGUGUCGCUAUCACAGCCAUGGUUGCUGGUUAUUUAGGCCAAAACCGAGUAGCUGAAGCAUGGAAUGUGUUUGGCAGCAUGGAGGAAAAGGGCAUCAAACCGACAUGGAAAUCUUAUUCGAUCUUUGCUAAGGAGCUAUGCAGAUCAGCAAAAUAUGAUGAGGUCCUGAAGCUACUUAAUCAGAUGCACACCUCCAAGAUGGCUAUCAGGAAUGAUAUGUUUUCUUGGGUUAUCUCCAGUAUGGAGAAAAAUGGUGAAAAGGAGAAAGUUGAACUUGUCAAAGAAAUCCAGAAAAAAUGCAAUUUCUGUUGUCAAGAACCAGACGAAUAUGACAAAGAAGAUUUUAGGCAAGAGGGUGAGUUUGUUCAAGAGUCAGCUCUUCCACCAGCUUCUUCUGCUGUUGAUAAAAUAACGGUACAAGAAAUUUGUCGCAUGUUAUCAUCCUCCCGAGAUUGGGAGAGAACCCAAGAAUCUCUAGAGAAAUCGACAGUUGAGUUCACGCCAGAACUGGUAGUUGAGGUUCUACGUAAUGCUAAGAUACAAGGCAACACUGUUUUACGUUUCUUUUCAUGGGUGGGAAAGAGAAAUGGCUAUAAGCACAGUUCAGAGGCAUACAACAUGAGCAUCAAAGUUGCAGGAUGUGGGAAGGAUUUUAAGCAGAUGAGAAGUCUGUUUUACGAGAUGAGAAGACAAGGCUGCUUGAUAACACAAGAUACAUGGGCAAUCAUGAUAAUGCAGUAUGGUAGAACUGGUCUUACUAACAUUGCUAUUAGAACGUUCAAAGAAAUGAAAGAUAUGGGUCUGAUCCCGAGCUCUUCGACGUUCAAGUGUUUAAUCACAGUUCUUUGCGAGAAGAAAGGCAGGAACGUUGAAGAAGCCACCAGAACGUUCCGUGAGAUGAUUCGUUCGGGUUUUGUCCCAGACAGAGAACUAGUCCAAGACUACUUGGGAUGCUUAUGUGAAGUUGGUAACACAAAGGAUGCAAAAAGUUGUUUGGAUUCUCUCUGCAAGAUAGGCUUCUCAGUCCCUGUGGUUUACUCCAUUUAUAUAAGAGCUCUUUGUCGAAUUGGAAAACUAGAGGAAGCUCUGUCAGAAUUAGACAGAUUUAAAGGAGAGAAAUCUUUACUAGAUCAGUAUACUUAUGGAAGCAUUGUUCAUGGUUUUUUGCAGAGAGGGCAGUUACAAGAAGCAUUGGCUAAAGUAAAUUCCAUGAAGGAAAAGGGAAUAAAACCCAGUGUUCAUGUCUACACAUCUUUGAUUGUUCAUUUCUUCAAGGAGAAACAGCUCGAGAAGGUUAUAGAGACAUGUCAGGAAAUGGAAGAAGAAGGCUGCGAACCUUCAGUUGUUACAUUUACGGCAAUGAUCUGUGGGUACAUGAACCUGGGAAAAGUGGAAGAGGCUUGGAAAGCAUUCCGCUAUAUGGAAGAGAAAGGAACUUCACCAGAUUUUAAAACAUACAGUAAGUUCAUAAACUGUUUGUGCCAAGCAGGCAAAUCUGAAGAUGCCCUAAAGCUUCUGUCCGAGAUGCUGGAUAAGGGUAUUGCUCCAAGCACUAUCAAUUUCAGGACAGUUUUCUAUGGGUUAAACAGAGAAGGCAAGCAGGAUCUUGCCCGGAUUGUUCAACAGAAGAAGUCGGCUUUAGUAGCACAGCGAAAGGUAUCUACAUGACCUCUCUCUCUGACAAAUUACUGUAAUUCUGUAUCAAUGGAAGAACCUCAUACAAAUGGAGCAAAUUAAAUAUUUUUCUUAGCAACGAAUCUGUAAAUGCUCUUUUAUUAAAAGCCCUCUGUUCUAUAUAGCUAAACUAAAAACAUGGAGCUAAGAUACUGUAGUUAUGAGCCAUGAUGUGUUCCCUUCAAAUGUGACCGGUAAGGCUAAGA
This is a messenger RNA of Capsella rubella, 3338 nucleotides long. Its product is annotated as putative pentatricopeptide repeat-containing protein At5g06400, mitochondrial. The coding region runs from base 76 to 3126 and encodes 1016 amino acids. The transcript has a single exon. NCBI's taxonomy places the organism in Eukaryota, Viridiplantae, Streptophyta, Magnoliopsida, Brassicales, Brassicaceae. Gene Ontology annotation, molecular function: protein binding. The record is from RefSeq and is a predicted model, not a curated record.